This is a messenger RNA of Brienomyrus brachyistius, 6569 nucleotides long. RefSeq names its product adaptor related protein complex 3 subunit delta 1 (gene ap3d1). Gene Ontology annotation, biological process: anterograde synaptic vesicle transport; synaptic vesicle membrane organization; protein targeting to vacuole. The record is from RefSeq and is a predicted model, not a curated record. The transcript has 34 exons. NCBI's taxonomy places the organism in Eukaryota, Metazoa, Chordata, Actinopteri, Osteoglossiformes, Mormyridae. Bases 244 to 4008 code for a protein of 1254 amino acids. Gene Ontology annotation, cellular component: endosome membrane; membrane coat; terminal bouton.
GGUCAUGUGACCCCGGCGCCAUCUUGUCAGCCAUUUCCUAGCUGAUUCUGCACAGAUUCUGGGUACCGCGCCUGAGGUUUGCUUCACGCCGACUGAGGCAGCGCCGACAAAUCAAUAAAUAAGCCCAAAGGCCGGCGCUGCCCGCAGUGAGAACUCCGGUGGCGUGAAGACGCUGGGUCAGCCCGCUCCUGGGGACCCCUCCUGAGGCGCCGCGACCGGCAGGACCGCAGGGACGCAGCAGCCAUGGCUCUGAAGAUGGUCAAAGGCAGCAUCGACAGGAUGUUCGACAAGAACCUGCAGGACCUGGUGCGCGGCAUACGGAACCACAAGGAGGACGAGGCGAAGUACAUCUCCACCUGCAUAGAUGAGAUCAAACAGGAACUCAAGCAGGACAACAUUGCAGUCAAGGCCAAUGCUGUGUGCAAGCUCACCUACUUGCAGAUGCUGGGCUACGACGUCAGCUGGGCAGCCUUCAACAUCGUGGAGGUUAUGUCUUCCUCCAAAUUCACAUACAAGAGGAUUGGCUACCUGGCAGCUUCCCAGUGCUUUCAUGAAGGCACUGAUGUCAUCAUGCUGACCACCAAUCAGAUCCGUAAGGAUCUCAGCAGUCCUAACCAGUAUGACACAGGAGUCGCUCUGACUGGCCUGUCAUGUUUUGUGACCCCUGACCUCGCUCGGGACUUGGCCAAUGACAUCAUGACUCUGAUGUCCCACACUAAACCAUUCAUCCGAAAGAAGGCUGUGUUAAUCAUGUACAAAGUGUUCCUGAAAUACCCAGAGUCCUUACGGCCGGCCUUUCCCCGUCUUAAGGAGAAGCUGGAGGACCCUGACCCUGGGGUGCAGUCAGCGGCUGUGAAUGUCAUCUGUGAACUGGCCAGACGGAACCCCAAAAACUACCUGUCCUUGGCCCCACUCUUCUUCAAGCUCAUGACCUCCUCCACUAACAACUGGGUCCUCAUCAAGAUCAUAAAGCUGUUUGGGGCCCUCACUCCCCUGGAGCCUCGCUUGGGGAAGAAGUUAAUCGAACCAUUGACAAACCUCAUCCACAGUACCUCAGCCAUGUCUUUGCUGUAUGAGUGCGUCAACACUGUCAUUGCAGUGCUGAUCUCACUCUCCUCUGGGAUGCCCAAUCAUAGUGCCAGUAUUCAGCUCUGCGUGCAGAAACUGCGCAUCCUGAUCGAGGACUCGGACCAGAACUUGAAGUACCUGGGCCUGCUGGCCAUGUCAAAGAUAUUGAAGACCCACCCCAAGUCGGUGCAGGCCCACAAGGACCUCAUCCUGCAGUGUCUGGACGACAAAGACGAGUCCAUUCGACUUCGGGCCCUUGAUCUUCUUUACGGCAUGGUUUCCAAGAAGAACCUGAUGGAGAUCGUGAAGAAGCUGAUGCUGCACAUGGACAAGGCGGAGGGAACCACUUACCGCGAUGAGCUGCUCACCAAGAUCAUCGACAUCUGCAGCCAGAGCAACUACCAGUACAUCACCAACUUCGAGUGGUACAUCAGCAUCCUGGUGGAGCUGACCCGGUUGGAGGGGACCCGCCACGGGCACCUCAUCGCCUCGCAGAUGCUGGAUGUGGCCAUCCGUGUGAAGGCCAUCCGGGGCUUCGCUGUGGCUCAGAUGGCCAUGCUACUGGACAACGCCCACAUGCUCACCGGCAACACGCAGCGCAACGGCAUCUGCGAGGUUCUGUACGCCGCGGCAUGGAUCUGCGGCGAGUUCUCCGAGCACCUGAAGGACCCACUGCAGACCCUGGAGGCGAUGCUGCGGCCCAAAAUGGCCACCCUACCCGGGCACAUCCAGGCAGUCUACGUGCAGAAUGUAGCCAAGCUGUUUGCCACCGUCCUACGUGGCCAGGAGGGCGUUCCUGACAAGCAGGUGGCACAGGAGACCAGCCAGCUGCUGAUUGAGAGGCUGCCGCUCUUCGUCCAGAGCGCCAACCUGGAAGUGCAGGAGAGGGCCUCCUGCAUCUUACAGCUGGUGAAAUACGUUCAGAAGCUGCAGCAGAAGGAGGUGGAGGUAGCUGAGGAGGUCACGGCCCUGUUUGCCGGGGAACUCAACCCUGUGGCCCCCAAGGCACAGAAGAAAGUGCCGGUCCCCGAGGGCCUGGACCUCGAUGCCUGGAUCAACGAGCCGCCGUCGGAGAGCGAGUCCGAGGAUGAGAAGCCCAAGGCCGUCUUCGCCCAGGAAGAGCCACGACACACUCGCCCCCGACACACCGAGGUGGACGAGAAGGAGCUGGCCAGGCGGAGAGAAGCCAGGAAACAGGAGCAGGCGAACAACCCGUUCUACAUCAAGGCCUCGCCGUCCUCCCAGAAGGUGUAUGCAGACAGCACAGGUGUGGAACACAUUCCAGUGGUGCAGAUCGACCUCAGCGUGCCUCUCAAAGUCCCAGGGAUGCCCAUGUCUGACCAGUAUGUGAAGCUGGAGGAGGAGCGACGGCAGAGGGAGAAGGCAGAGAGGAAGAAGAAAAAGGAAAAGAAGAAGAGAAAGGAUAAAUGUGGCCGGGGUCACCGGGCAGAGUCGGGCGCCGAGAGCGAGGAGGACAUCACGCCGGCACAUACGGUGGACAUCGUCACCGAGGAGAUGCCGGAGAAUGCUUUGCCCAGUGAUGAAGAUGACAAGGACCCCAACGACCCCCACAAAGCUCUCGACAUAGACCUCGAUAAUCUGGUGACGGGAGCCACACGCAGGCCACUGGUGGACAGCGAGAAGCUGCCCGCGAGGACACACCGGCCCCCGGACGCCCUCAAAAGUCCGGUGGAGGGGGGCGAGGGGGAGGGUGUUGCUCAGGAGCCGAAGAAGAAGAGCAAGAAGGACAAGAAAGAGAAGGAAAAGAGGAAGAGCAAAGAGCGGAAGAAAAGCAAAGAAGAGAAGAAAAAGAACAAACAUAGGCAGGAAACGGGAGACGAGCCCGAGGCGGGGUCGGCGGAAGAGCCCGCGGCUUUGGCCGCGACUGCAGAAGUGGCGACUCCACCUGCCGUGACAACGGCGGAGGUAUCUGAUCUGGAUUUUUGGCUCUCUAGUGCUCCAGUGCCCUCUAAUAAAAAGGAGGUAGCGGUUCCAGUUCCGGAGGUCGCCCCUGAUGCAGCCCCGGUUUCUGAGCCGGACGAGCCCAAAGACACUGAGCUUGAGGAGCCUAGAUCCUCCAAACACAAGAAGAAAAAACCGAAAAAAGAGAAGGAGGACAAGGAUAAGAAAAAGAAGAAGCGACAUCAUCGUCACCAUAGCGACGGGGGAAGAGCAGAGUCGGCGCGGAACGGUGCCGCUGAGGAGGAGGAGGAGGAGCCUCUGCCUCCAAUGUCCAACUACUGCCUCCUUGCUGAGAACCCCUACAUCAAAAUGGCGUACGACAUCCAGGGCAACUUGCAAGAUGGCAGCCAAGUGGUGGUGUCAGUAAUAUUCGAGAACAAAAGCAGCAGCAGCUUCUUAAAGUCCAUGGAGUUCAAUGUGCUGGACUCCCUCAAUUCCAAGCUGCAGCGACCUGAAGGUGCCAGCCCACACGACGCUGUCACCAUCCCAUUCCAGCUGCCCCCUGGAGUCUCAAAUGAGGCGCACUUCGUCUUCUCCGUGCAGAGCAUCGUCAUGCCGCAGAAGCUGAAGGGGACCCUCGCCUUCAUCGUCAAGUCUGAGGAUUCCUCCACUCAUGAGAAACUAGACUUCAAACUGCACUUUACCUGCACCUCCUACCUGAUCACCACUCCCUGUUACAGUGACGCAUUCGCCAAACUGCUGGAAUCCGGGGACCUGAAGGGGAGUUCUGUGCGGCUAGAGGGCGUCAGCAUGCCUUUCCACCACCUCCUCGCCAGGAUCUGCUUUCACCACCACUUCUCCGUUGUGGAGAGAAUCGAUUCCUGUGCUUCUAUGUACAGCAGGUCAAUCCAGGGCCACCAUGUCUGUCUGCUCGUCAAAACUGUUGACCAGACUGUGUCGAUUGACGCCAAAUGCGACGAGCCAUCGCUGUUGGAGAACGUGCUACAGGAGAUCAAGCAGACCUUCGCCAAGUGCUGAUUGUGUCCAGUUGUCCCCUCUGCCCCGAAAAUGCUCGCAUACUCGGACACACACACACAGGCACAAACCUUGUAACGACAGUGUCCGUUACACCCAUGUCCCCCUCUCGUUCACUCUUACUUUCUUUUUCUCAGUUGAUUAGCAGCUCCGCUUAUACCUGUUCCCCAGACUAUUUACCCUCAAACCUAUUUACUCAGUCUUGUGGCCCAUUUACUGUAAUUAAACCACUGCAUCAAUGCUUUUUUCCCCUCAGUUCUAAGUACUUCCUGUCACAUGGUCUAGUUCAGCUUCCUGCGAUGUGGUCUCCCUCCACAUCUCUGUUUACUGCAAUCGCUUUCUAACCUCUCAUCUAUGGGGUCUUUUCAGGCUUCCGGGUGAAACUGGCCUUUUCCCCCUUUUUAACAUUUUCUGUCCUGUUGCGUUCUGUCAUCGCGAGCUGCACCUCUGAAAACUGACACGCCUGGGUCCGGUUUCUCUGCUGCGGUCCUGCUCCUGUUAUUUCAGACUGCAUCUCCAGUGGUCUGAUUUUCGCUACCAGCCACUUUUCUCUGUUUAGUUUUCCCUCCCUCCUCAACUCAGACUUAUUCUCAUUAGCCAACAAUUCCUCAAAAGGAGAAGAAAAGUUAUUAUCCUACAUGUAAUAUAGUUUGAUGCAGUAGCUAUACUGGAUCAAGAGGAUACAGGCUUUUGUCCAGGCCAGUGUUACGGACUUAUGGACUUAAUUUCAUUUUCAUGUAAUAAAUUUUCCCUGAAUGGAAGGUUUCCUGUUUCCUGGAAUGAGUGUGAUCCAUCUUGCUCAGAGCUCAGUUUCCCAUGCCAGAGUGCUUGAGCUCUUUGGGUUUGUGAGGAUGAAGAUGUACCUCUCUGAUGGCCUGGAUCACUGCUUCUCCUCGUUACCUUUGAAUACUUCAUUGUCCAGAGUAACUGAUCCUGUUCAGCACUCUGGAGACCAACAUGUUUUAAUUGCUUAUGUUAGUAGCUGGCUCCUCAUCAGGUUACCUGUAUCUUGUUGGCAUCUCCAAGUAUACAUUUUCUUUGUGUGGUUGAGUUUUAGGAGCGACUGGUGGAUACUUCGAUCCAUUAUAGAUCAUCUUCAAACUCUGUUCUCUGGAAGUUGACAAUAUAAAGCCUAGAUGGAAGCGCACCCCCCUCCUGACUCCCAGCCGCCACACACACACACACACUUCCACUAGCAGCAUCACGUUAAUUCCUCCAAUAGAUAUUUUGGCCUUGAUUACCCUAACCAGGAGUCCUGUCUCUGCCUUGGAGGUUUAAGUCCCUCUGCUGUGGGGGCCGUGAGCCCGUCUCUUCUGCUCCCUCUCCCGGCAGCACCCCCCCAUCAUGAGCCCAUGUCAGAUCAGCUACGUUCGUGCCGCUCUAACACACCACGCGUCAGAUGCAUCCCAGUGUCCUUCCUCUCAGCGCUGCCUUCUCCUGUCCUCUGCGUUCGGCGUAUAUAGCAUUAGCGCAACUCCUGUAUGAUUGCAGCCGCAAGGAGAGAAUCCACCUCUAAAUGGACUCCCAGCUGAAAGACUAGGACUUAAUAGUGCAUUCAGGCCAAAUCCUGUCCAUCUCCAUGCAUAGCCGUCUUCCCGAUGCCCCGUUAUCUGUAUGGUUUGACUGUAGGGCGUGUCUUUCCAGAGGUGGGAAGUUCAGGUCCAGAAAGUACAAAUCCAGACCAGGAUUUAGUUUCAACAGACUAGUUGAAUAUGAGUCUUAGUCUUGAAUAUAAGAGUGCUCAGCUGAUUUGGCUGAAGCAAAAUCUUGGUCUGGAUUUGUACUUGCAGGACCUGAACUUUCCACCUCUGUUCGCUUCUUCAAGGACAUUAAGAAUGAAUAUCCGUGCUUUUAGGAUGUGCUUCAGCUCAGUUAUGCAUAAGUGAGUGGUGCAAAAUGAGAAGAGUAAAUACUUGUAAGAUUUACAGUGCAAAAUAUUUAUUCAGAAGUUGGUUUUCUUGCAAGAGCAGGAAUGUACACAGUGUCAAAACUAGUAGACAUACGCACAUACAUUUCCCUGGUUAUUUUGUUUUUAUACUUUUUUUAAUAAUGUGAACAGCACAUAUGUCUGAUAAGAUUGUUAAUUUUUAUCUCAUGCAAAUGAUUUGAAAAAAUUACUGGGAAUGUUGCUUUUAAACUGAUUUUUUUAUGCUUUAUUUUAAACUGGGUAAAGGGGAUCUUUUUGGUGUAUUUGACUUUGUGAAAGAAUAAAGUUCAGUUGAAUGGAGGUAUAAAUGCAGACAUGCUGUUCCAUGGCGUGGAAGCAAACGUCUCCUGCAAAGACUGUCUUUAUUCUGCUAAAUUGUAGCAAGUUUCUCGAUUGCUGAGUUUGGUUCGUAUACCUGUAGAGUCUAAUCGAACCACUAUAUCUUUGAAAAUAGGUAACCUGUAAUACCUUUUGUUUCUUCUCCAGCAGUAUGUUGUGCUGAUGUUUUUGAAACACAUAAAGCAAAAGGCGUUUAAAGGACCGGCACUCCUUCUAAAGAGGAGAGCAUGUACACAUAGAAGGCACGCCGCUGUAGUCCUUUUGUGUUUAGGUGAGUCAAUAAAAUCUGAUAGAAACA